CAGUCAGCUCAGUCUCCCAAAGUUGUAUCUCGUCUUCGGAAUAUGGAUCGCUCAGUUUGUCAAGAGGAAGGAGUGUAAGUAAACGGAUACGGAUACGUUCGACUUUGUCAGUGAGGACUGACUUUCUGACUGGCGGAUUUCCGUUUUGAAUUUGCAGGGAUUGUGUUUUCUCUGCAGAGCGUCGUGCAACUUCGUGAAUGCAUGGGCGGUGAGGAGACGCUUUGGUCCCCCGAGAGAUUGUCAUGGCUCGCUACUUGAGAUAUUUCACCACAGUGGGAGAUGAGCAUCCUGUCCAGUGGGAGGAUGAAGAAUUGCACGUAGACAGUGAUGAACUGGGUCCUGCCACUGUGCAGUACCCAGAAACCUUAACGUUUAGGGAUUCUCUGAAAAGACUCUACAGCUCUGCCCGCUUCCAGGUGCUGGUGGUGUGUUUAGUGGUACUGGAUGCAAUUUUUGUUCUGGGAGAGGUGCUGAUCGAUUUAUCCAUUAUUCAGCUGGAACAUGGCCAUAUUGCACCUGAGGUGUUUCACUACCUGAGCCUGGCACUUCUCACAUUCUUCAUGGUGGAGAUAGCCGGGAAACUCUUCGCAUAUCGCCUUGAGUUCUUCCAACAUAAAUUCGAGGUGUUUGAUGCUUUGGUGGUGAUGGUGUCUUUUGUGCUGGACGUAGUCUUCAUCUUCCACGAUGAUGUAUUUGAUGGAAUGGGUCUCCUGAUCUUGCUGCGUCUCUGGAGAGUGGCUAGAAUCAUCAAUGGAAUUUUAGUGUCGGUAAAAACCCGUGCAGACCAGAAGAUGCACAAGCUGAAGGGGAGCUAUGACUUCCUCGUACAGAGAGUCACCGAACUGCAACAGCACAUUGAUCAACUCCAACAAGAUAACCAGAAGCUUCAGACACUUCUCAAGAUGCAUGGCAUUGACUUCUGAUCGAUAAUGAAUUCAAAUGAAUUCAUAUCAUGCAACUUUAUGUAUUUUUUCCGCAUUAAUCCAUGCAUUAAUUUCUGAAUUGUUUGAUCUGUUCAGCUCAUGAUUUAAGUUUUCUAUCUUCAUGAAUAAUACUUGAUUGUUUUAUCCAAUCGAUUCUUUGCCCUCUAUGGUAAUUACAAUUUUACAUGUGGGUACUUUUCGGACACUUUCUAAGGACAGUCUGGAUGAAGUUGCUCAAUCAAACAAAUGGAAAGAAGAAGUUAAUCGGCAGGUUGGCAUCAAUGGUCGGUGUAGCUCUGUAACCAGGAAGGGCAGCAGCAGAAAUGUCUUUGAAGCUCACUGAACUCCGAAUUGAGAGCGCAUCACUGCCUCUGAUAAAACCAGCCUAUGAAAAAAACAGAAGAGUUCAUUAGGAUUGCAUUUUUUUUAAUUCAGUAUAAAACUCGAGUGGUUGGGUCUCCAAAUUUGUCCAAACUAGAUUUAUAAUCCAAUUGGCGCCAUCUAGGAGGUUGUUGGUCCUUCCAUGCCAAAUAACCUAGUGGAUAUAACCAAGUGGAUUUUGAUUGGAAUGAAACUUGAUGCACUUACCGAUAGUGUUGGCAUGACACAAAAUCUCAAAUUUUAGGUCAAUCAAAACAGAGGCUUGGGAGCUACGGCUCACCGAAUUAUUUAUUUUAUUGUUAUAGUGCCUGUUUAAAUCUUUCAGAUUUUCUUUUGGGGAUGGGGGGGGGGGUUGGCAUGGAAUUAUUUCAAUUAACUGUAGCCAUCUGGGUCAAAGUACUACAGGCCACUUCAAAGAGGUGGACAUACGUUAGCUUUUAAGACUAAUAAAUACCAUUGACAGUUUUUGUGUUUUUGCUAUUUAUAUUUCAUCAACAGUUUGGAGAUAUGCUGUACCUGUUUUAGUGUACUGUAUAUUAACCUACAUGUCAGCUGUAUUACCUACCAAACUGGUGGUAUUGGUUUGGAUAACUUCCUCGACACUCACAAUCUGAGUUUGGGGAUUCCACAAGGAACCAUAUUUGGUCCAUUCAAUCUCCAAGUGAAGUAACAAUGGGAUGCUGCAAACCUGCGAAGCCUGCAAAUGAAAAUGGAUGGAGUGUUUUGAAGGUUAUGUGUAAUAAACAUGCUAACACAAAGUAGAACCUUGCUUUCUGUAUGUAUAUAAAUCGGCCAGAGACUGCAAAUUAAUAUUUAUAAAAUGAAUGGAAAUAAAAUUAAUUUGUUUCAGCACCAGACCCAAGUCCCUUUCAAGUGUAGCUGGUGUUAUGGAAAAGCAGUGACUUGUCAGAAUUCAUUACCGAGAGCUCAAUAAUCGCAUGAGAUGUUAUUAACCCUGUAUGUCUGCAUUAAUAAACGACCAAUGAAAGUCA
This is a messenger RNA of Hippocampus zosterae (dwarf seahorse), 2296 nucleotides long. RefSeq names its product voltage-gated hydrogen channel 1-like. The record is from RefSeq and is a predicted model, not a curated record. The transcript is spliced from 6 exons. Lineage: Eukaryota; Metazoa; Chordata; Actinopteri; Syngnathiformes; Syngnathidae. The coding region runs from base 243 to 923 and encodes 226 amino acids. Gene Ontology annotation, cellular component: plasma membrane. Gene Ontology annotation, biological process: proton transmembrane transport. Gene Ontology annotation, molecular function: voltage-gated proton channel activity.